Molecule: messenger RNA, 4647 nt
Organism: Biomphalaria glabrata
Lineage: Eukaryota; Metazoa; Mollusca; Gastropoda; Planorbidae
Product: C-type mannose receptor 2-like
Exons: 16
Coding region: 108-3746 (1212 amino acids)
Molecular function (GO): signaling receptor activity
Source: RefSeq, a predicted model, not a curated record
GUGUACAGUGUACAAUGCACUCUAAAAGGAAGGAAAUAACACACUGUGUAUCACAAUAACACUUAGGUUAUCAGAUAGAUUAUAGAACAUACAAAGCCACGUACAUAAUGACAACGAAUGUUUUGAGUCGCUAUAGUCAACUAUUUGUGAUUCUAGGAGUCGUGUGUAGCCGCUGUAGAGGAGAGAUUGGACAGUCCGGCAGUUGUGGUCAAGGAUGGAUACAAUAUAAAGACGACUGUUAUCUCCUAGUUCAAAGUAACGUCACGUGGACAGAGGCGAGGUCAAAAUGUCUUCAUGAAUCAUCAGAACUGACCAGCAUUCACUCCCUUGAAGAAAACACGUUUCUCUCCUCCAGACUUCCAAACAACUCUAAAUUCUGGAUUGGACUUGAAAGUUUGAAGCUAAGGAAAGACAACCACUGGACAGAUAAAUCUUCUCUAAACUUUUUGGGUUUCAACGUUUGGUCCGAAGAUGUAUUGAAAUUCUCACCAGGCUUUUGUGUUUAUAUAGAGCAAAAGAGUGGCUACUGGAAGACAUCAGAUUGUCAGUUUAUAUCAAUCAAUGGAUACAUUUGUAAGAGAUCUGCAUACAGUGGACCAGUUCAUACACAGUCCCAGGCUCAAGAGAAAGGAAGUCCCAGAACUUGCUAUACAUUAUACACAGAGCGUAGACCAUGGGAAGAGGCUCAGAGAUUGUGUAGAGAACAGAAUCAGAACUUGGUGACUAUCACAGACAGACGGACACUACUGUAUCUGAAGUCAAUCGUAGAAACCAAUUCAAUCUCAAUAUGGACUGGAUUAUCAUUAAAUAAUGGUAGCUUUAAAUGGGACAGCGGAGAAAUGCAAGAUCCAUAUCCAUGGAUAUCAACAGGUAAAGCAGCAGUCUCUGGAUGUGUGGCCUUGAAGUCGUUUGUGUGGAAGGCAAAUAAUUGUAACAAUUCAUUACCGUUUCUGUGUGAGAACAGGCAGGACACUGCUAUGAACAAGCAGGACACUGCUAUGAACUGGCUGGAUACUUCUAUGAACAGGCAGAACACUGCUACAAACAGGCUGGACACGUCUUUAAACAGGCAGGACACUUCCAUGAAUUGGCAGGACACUUCCAUGAAUUGGCCGGACACUUCUAUUGAUGAUACAAUGUCAAGAAUGAGUCUUGCUACCCUGACACGCUCUGUUGUAAGCCCACGCUUAGUUCCAGGUCUGCAUUCUCAAACGAUCAGCAGACCGAAGCAGAUCCUGGAUGAGACAGACACCGAUAAGUUUGUUGUCCGAAAAUCUCGACCCAAAUCUUUAGUGAUCCGUGAAGCUGCGAAUGAUGUACAGUGUCCUUCUGGGUGGAUUCCAAAUAUGGAUAAAUGCUACAAGGUCAUAUUAAAAGGAGAAGAUUGGCACGGAGCCAGGAAAUAUUGCGAGAGUCUUGGUGCCAACUUACCCAGCAUUCAUAGCCGUUUAGAGAAUGAUUUUCUCAAUAGAAUUGCUAUUGAAUAUGGCGUGUAUGAAAUUUGGAUUGGCCUGCAUGAUUCAUCACAGGAAACAGUGUUUGAAUGGACUGACGGGACAUCGUAUAACUUCCAGCGUUGGUUAGCAGGGGAACCAAAUAACUACAGAGCAUCUGAAGAUUGUGUGGAGCUGUACUAUGGAAGUUGGAAUGACGAUAAUUGCAAUUAUGUCAGGCCAUACGUUUGUAUCAAGAAAUUAGUUCCUAUAACAGCUGUUACAAAUUCGUCAGCUGGACCAGAUACAACUCCUGGAGUUACUACGUUGUCAUCUAUAACAACUAAGAUGCAUGUAGUAUCUAAGUCGUCUAUACCAGCUACAACUUCUGAAGUUUCAAAGUCCACUAUAACAUCUACAACGACCAGAGUUACGAAGCCAUUAUCUUUACCUACUACAGCUUCAGAAGUUUCUAAGUCAUCUUUACCAGCUACAACGUCUGAAGUUUCUAUGUCAUCUUUACCAGCUUUAACUUCUGAAGUAUCUAUGUCAUCUUUACCAGCUACAACUUCUGAAAUUUCUAUGUCAUCUUUACCAGAUACAACGUCUGAAAUUUCUAUGUCAUCUUUACCAGAUACAACGUCUGAAGUUUCUAAGUCAUCUUUACCAGAUACAACGUCUGAAGUUUCUAAGUCAUCUUUACCAGAUACAACUUCUGAAGUUUCUAUGUCAUCUUUACCAGCUACAACUUCUAAAAUUUCUAAGUCAUCUUUACCAGCUACAACUUCUGAAGUUUCUAUGUCAUCUUUACCAGAUACAACGUCUGAAGUUUCUAAGUCAUCUUUACCAGAUACAACUUCUAAAGUUUCUAAGUCAUCUUUACCAGCUACAACUUCUAAAGUUUCUAAGUCAUCUUUACCAGCUACAACUAUUGAAGUUUCUAAGUCAUCUUUACCAGCUACAACUUCUAAAGUUUCUAAGUCAUCUUUACCAGCUACAACUUCGGAAGUUUCUAAGUCAUCUUUACCAACUACAACUUCUAAAUCAGCUAUACUGACAAAAGCAUCUGGGGUUUCUAAAUCAUCUUUACCAACUACAACUUCUAAAGCUUCUAAGUCAGCUAUACUGACAAAAGCAUCUGGGGUUUCUAAGUCAUCAUCUAUACCGACAACAGCCUUGAGAAUUCCUAAGUCAACAUCUAUACCAACUAAAUCGUCUGGCGCUUUUAAAUCUUCAUCUAGUCCUGCUGAAUGUCCAAAAAAGUUUCAGAAAUUCCAUACCUCCUGUUAUUUGGUGGUCAGUCAGUUAGAGACCUGGGAUGAAGCCAGAAGCUCGUGCCAGGCACGUGGAGCUGAUCUCGCGAAAACGGAACAUAUUCUUCAGCUUUCAAAAAUAACUUUACUUCUAGCAGACUACGGCGUAAAGAAACCAGCGUGGAUUGGGAUCAAACAGACGGAUGCUUCUCGCAUUGAGUGGACUGAUCGUACGCCAGUGCGCAGAUUCUUCUGGGCUAAUAAUAAGACCCCUAACGACAGUGCCAAUCAUUCGACACCUUUCUGUGUCUCUUUAUCUGACAGUAAAUGGAGACGCACUGAUUGUAGAGAGAAGAGAGCUUACAUCUGUCAAAGUAAAUUAGUUAGACCUACAGCCACAGUUCCCUUACAUAACAAUCAAAUUCUGUGUAAAGAUGGCAAAUCAGUUCAACACGGAGAUUACUGUUACCUCAAGACAAAGCAUCAAGUCUCCUGGCCUGAAGCGGAUCACGUGUGUAAACAUCGCGGCAUGCAGCUUGUCAGUAUCCAUUCAAAUAGCCAAACAAACUUCCUUGUAAACUUUACUCAGCACACAUCUAAAACAUUGUAUUAUUGGAUUGGAUUAGUUAGCUAUAAAAACGGAUCGUUCCACUGGAGUGACGGGUCAUCUAUAACCUACGUUAACUGGGCUGAAGAUCCCCGAGAAGACCCAGAGGAGAAGUGUGCUGUACUGGACAGCAACAAGGCACUCUGGUAUCCAACAAAUUGUCGGACAGAGUCCCACGGCUAUAUCUGCUCGUCUCACUCAAGAGAUGUCAAAAUAUUACCCAGUAGUGAGCCUGUUAGGCCUUACAUCCGUGAUGGUGUCAGAGCGGCCAUUGUGAUGGCUGCUUUGUCUGUUUGUGGUCUCCUCGUCUUCGCUGUAGUGUUUUUACUAAGACGACAAAGAAGGAGACAACCCAGUGAUGAAGAACUUCUCGACAGCACCGCCUUUGAGGACGCCCUCUACGUUAGCAGCAGUACGGACGACGAACAAACCACAUUUAUUGCCAAUGUCUGACCAGAUUGCCAGAUUGUAUUCACUACCAUCGUUGUCGAAUUUAAGGGCUUCCAACUAAAAAUGAUGCAUUUAAAGCUAUGGCCAUAGAUUAUAUUAAGUAACAAGGUUCCGAUUAUAUUGUAGUAGCUAAAUAAGUAUGGCAACUCUCUUCUUGUAUUUAUUAUAACUAAAUGGUAACCCACACUGAGUAAAUAGUUUUGCUUAGAUCUAUGUCUACAUUAAUUAGUACCUGAACUAGUUCUUACGUUUUUCUUUAGGUUCCAUUACAUCAUUACAUUUCUCUAGAUUGCUUUUUUUUCUUUUUGUUUUGAUCCAAUUCUGUGAUUUAUUGUUUGAAUAAAUAUCAUUUCAAUGUUUACAGAAUAUUGAUAAAUUUAAAAUUAGAAAGGUAAUACUUGCGAUUUAUUUUAUUAAUAAACCCUUAACUUUCCGGGUGUAACUUAAAAGAUUCACCAGGCGAUUUACGGAAUUAAUAUAAUAAAACUUCAUCACAUGAUCAAUAUUAGAUAAAUUUAUUCUUUAAAACAAACUAAAUAUAAAAAAAUUCCUUAAAAAAAACAACAACCAACAGCUUAUCUAAAGGAGAAAAAAACCGUCCUUAAAACUAUAUCUACCAUUGAAUACCAAUAAUUUAAAAUCUAUUUUUCUUUUAUUCGAUACAAACAAAACAAUUAAAUACCAAUAAUUAAUUGACUAAUUGAGUAUUUUUGUUUAUUGAUUCAUGUUUUGUUAGGUACAAUAAAUAAUUGUUUAAAGUAUCACUUUGAUCGGAGAAUGCGUGAGCCAGAAAAAUAGCGUUAACAAUUAUUUAAGGGGACUAAACCCAACUAAUUUAGUCAUAUAUGUGGAUACUGAAGUAUUAGUUUCUCUUGUUGCUAUUAAACAAAAUAAUGAAAUACCA